Tarenaya hassleriana is the source of this 2349-nucleotide messenger RNA. Its product is annotated as probable methyltransferase PMT20. The record is from RefSeq and is a predicted model, not a curated record. The transcript has 8 exons. The coding region runs from base 355 to 2169 and encodes 604 amino acids. NCBI's taxonomy places the organism in Eukaryota, Viridiplantae, Streptophyta, Magnoliopsida, Brassicales, Cleomaceae. Gene Ontology annotation, molecular function: methyltransferase activity. Gene Ontology annotation, cellular component: cytoplasm; trans-Golgi network; endosome.
GAGAGAGAGAGAGAGAGAGAGAGAGAGAUGAGAAUGAGAUGCAGCAAAGCGAAUGACAACUGGUGAAGAAGAAACCAUGGGAGACACUUAUAUAAACCAUCUCCCCUGCUUGCUUCACUUAUUGUCUGCGUGUUAGAGAGAGAGAGAGAGAAGAGAGAGAGAGAGAGAGAUCAUAGGGCUACUGCUCUUUCUCUCCAUCUUCUCGUGUUUAUCGGCUGAUUAUCGAUACCCUUCUCCUGAUUUUCCGAGAAAGUUUUGACCUUUUUGUCUCUCCCGAAGAAAAAACCCGAGGGUGGUAGCAUCAAAUCCUUGAUCUUUUCACAAAACUGGUGAAUUGUUUGUAGUGUAGAAACCAUGAAGCAUAAGGAUGGAAAGCAAAGCCAUCAACCCGAAAAGGGUUCGAGGCUCAUCUCAACGACGGUUCUGCUCGUCGUUUUGUGCGGAUUUUCCUUCUACCUCGGCGGUAUAUUCUGUUCCGAGAAGGACAGAAUCAGAAUCGGGACCAAAGAAACCACGAGAACGGCAGUAGCUUCCCCUAAGGAACCCAAAGUUUCCCCUCUCCAGAUAAAGUCUGUAUCUUUCCAGGAAUGCGGGACUGAAUUCCAAGAUUACACCCCUUGCACAGAUCCAAAGAGGUGGAAGAAGUAUGGUGUUCACCGGCUUAGUUUCUUGGAACGGCAUUGCCCUCCGGUUUACGAGAAGAAGGAAUGUCUAAUUCCGCCGCCGGUUGGGUAUAAGCCGCCGAUUAGAUGGCCGAAGAGCCGAGACCAGUGUUGGUAUAGGAAUGUUCCAUAUGAUUGGAUCAACAAGCAGAAAUCUAAUCAGAACUGGCUCAGGAAAGACGGCGAAAAAUUCAUUUUCCCGGGCGGUGGCACGAUGUUCCCCCGUGGAGUGAGUCACUACGUUGAUUUGAUGCGAGAUCUUAUUCCCGGGUUGAAAGACGGGACAGUUCGGACCGCCAUUGAUACCGGCUGCGGGGUUGCGAGCUGGGGAGGCGAUCUUUUGGACCGGGGAAUUUUAACACUAUCUCUUGCUCCGAGAGAUAACCAUGAAGCUCAGGUUCAGUUUGCUCUCGAACGUGGAAUUCCCGCGGUUCUCGGGGUAAUCUCUACUCAACGGCUUCCUUUCCCAUCGAGUUCUUUCGACAUGGCUCAUUGCUCAAGGUGUCUUAUUCCAUGGACAGAAUUCGGCGGAAUCUAUUUACUCGAGAUUCAUCGUAUACUCCGUCCUGGUGGCUUUUGGGUCCUGUCCGGCCCUCCCGUGAACUACAAGAACCGAUGGAGAGGAUGGAACACGACUAUCGAAGAUCAGAAAUCCGAUUACGAGAAGCUUCAAUCCCUUCUAACCUCCAUGUGCUUCAAGAAAUACGCGCAGAAGGACGACAUCGCUGUCUGGCAGAAACUCUCGGACAAAAACUGUUACGACAACAUCGUACAGAAAACCGAUGCUUACCCGCCUAAAUGUGACGACAGUAUCGAGCCCGACUCGGCAUGGUACACUCCCCUCCGGCCCUGCUUCGUUUCCCCGAGCCCGAAAGUCAGGAAAUCAAGCCUCGGGUCCAUACCCAAGUGGCCCGAGAGGCUACAUGUUACGCCCGAGAGAAUCUCAGACAUUCAUGGAGGAAGUGCUAGUGGUCUGAAACACGAUGAUGGCAAAUGGAAGAACAGAGUUAAACACUACAAGAAACUUCUCCCGGUUCUCGGGACAGAGAAGAUAAGGAACGUUAUGGAUAUGAACACUGUCUAUGGAGGGUUGGCCGCUGCCCUAAUCGAGGAUCCUGUCUGGGUAAUGAACGUUGUAUCCUCGUACGGUGCCAAUACUCUCCCUGUAGUCUACGACCGUGGCCUCAUCGGAAUUUACCACGACUGGUGUGAAGCUUUCUCGACAUAUCCAAGAACUUACGAUCUUCUACACCUCGAUGGCCUGUUUACCGCCGAGAGCCAAAGGUGCGAGAUGAAGUACGUGUUACUGGAGAUGGACCGGAUUCUUCGACCGAACGGUUACGUAAUAAUAAGGGAAUCCAACUAUUUCAUGGACGCGAUUGUCAAGAUCACGAAGGCGAUGAGGUGGGGAUGCCGGAAGGAAGAGACGGAGUACGCCGUCGAGAGCGAGAAGAUUCUGGUUUGCCAAAAAAAGCUCUGGUUUUCUUCUAACCAAACCUCGAGUUGAAACCGGUAUACUCGACGAGAUAACCGGGAAUAACCGGGUGUUUGAGAAAGUUAGCCGUUUCUCUUUUUUUUUUUUAUAAUUCGUCGGGUAAAGUAUAAGGUAGCCGAUACUGAAUCAUACGAUUAUUCUUUGAGGUUAUAUAUACUUUUAUUCAUAUAUAUACAUUUUAAUAUUUUCAUU